CCCUAGCGGCAGAGGAUAACAGCUCCUUUUAUUAACAACACAAACCUCAAACUUCACGAACUCAUCAACAACACACAACUCAUCGUACAUUUUCCAUUUUUCUGUUGAAUCAUUACACCCUUUUUGGAGUAAAAUCAAAUAUUUGGCAUAAAAGUGAUAGAGAUGAAGGUGAUGCUAAACAAAAUUGAUGCAGUGGCAAUCUUGUUAUUAUCUAGCCUUAAUGUUGUUCUUGGGAUUAGAUUUGUGAUUGAUAGAGAAGAAUGUUUCUCUCAUUAUGCUCAAUAUGAAGGGGAUACAAUCCAUGCAUCAUUUGUUGUGAUCAGCAAUACUGAUGCAGCUUGGCAAUUAACUCAAGAAGGUGUAGACCUUGUGGUUAAAGGACCUUCUGGUGAUCAAGUUCAAGAAUUUCAUGAUAAGACAAGUGAGAAAUUCGAGUUUGUAGCUCGAGCUAGAGGUCCGUAUCGCUUUUGCUUCACUAACAAGUCUCCUUAUCGCGAAAAAGUUGACUUUGAUGUUCAUUCUAACCAUUUUUCAACCUUUGAUCAACAUGCACAAGAUGAGCAUUUAGUUCCUUUAUUAGAACAAAUAAUAAAAUUAGAGGAAGCUCUUUUCAACAUUCAAUAUGAACAACAUUGGCUUGAGGCUCAGACAGAACGUCAGGCAGUAGUAAAUAAUGCAAUGAGCUCAAGAGCAUUUCACAAGGCCUUACUUGAAUCAGCAGCACUAAUUGGUGCUAGCACCCUCCAAGUUUAUCUUCUUCGCCGCCUCUUCGAAAGAAAGCUUGGCUUGUAGAAAACAGCUGCAAUGAUCUGUAUGUUCAUUUUCAACCACAUUUUGUUUGCCUUUCUGGGUAAAAUAGCAUGCAUAGGAUUCACCUGAUUCAAAAUUAUCAGUUCUUUUUAGGCACAUAGACUGCAUUUUUGUCUCCAUAGUAACUUAUGUAAACAUCAUCCAUGGAUUUGUUAAAUUUGAGAAAAUUGUUUUAUUUUUAUUAAUGAUUAUAAAUUUGAGAUAUUUAUUA
Molecule: messenger RNA, 1021 nt
Organism: Cicer arietinum (chickpea)
Lineage: Eukaryota; Viridiplantae; Streptophyta; Magnoliopsida; Fabales; Fabaceae
Product: transmembrane emp24 domain-containing protein p24beta2-like
Source: RefSeq, a predicted model, not a curated record